Hyaloscypha bicolor E is the source of this 329-nucleotide messenger RNA. RefSeq lists its product as uncharacterized. The coding region runs from base 56 to 295 and encodes 79 amino acids. The record is from RefSeq and is a predicted model, not a curated record. Lineage: Eukaryota; Fungi; Ascomycota; Leotiomycetes; Helotiales; Hyaloscyphaceae. The transcript has a single exon.
GGAAUAUCUCCUCACAGUUGGAAUAUCGAGGGACUCAUCUUCAGCUGCUACGCUCAUGAUCUAUACUCAGAUAGUUUGGGCUCUCGCAGUGGACCGCGCUUUAUUCCAAAUUACAACCAACGCAUGGGCCCUUUUCGGUGCCGCAACUAUCAUCAGCAGCCUGUGUCUUGUCACUGUAGUUGGGGAAGGCGGACAAUUCGGCGGCGGCAUUUAUACACAUCUAACGAGUGAAGAAGACGAAUACGCAGAAAGGUUGAGUUUGGAUGAACUCCACGCUGAACAGAUUAGUCUUUAGAAAGAAAUCGACCCAAAAAAUAAAUGUGGCUGUC